Malania oleifera is the source of this 2058-nucleotide messenger RNA. Its product is annotated as trimethyltridecatetraene synthase-like. The coding region runs from base 122 to 1663 and encodes 513 amino acids. The transcript is spliced from 2 exons. NCBI's taxonomy places the organism in Eukaryota, Viridiplantae, Streptophyta, Magnoliopsida, Santalales, Ximeniaceae. Gene Ontology annotation, molecular function: oxidoreductase activity, acting on paired donors, with incorporation or reduction of molecular oxygen; heme binding; monooxygenase activity. The record is from RefSeq and is a predicted model, not a curated record.
GGCAUUUUCCUAGCGGCAUCCUAGGCCAACAUUCCUUUGCUCCUGAAUUUCUUCAAUUAUAAAUUAACACCCCACCCAGCACUCCAUCACCACCAUUCAACUAGCUGGUAACUAACUAACAAUGGAGUCUCUUACUUGGAGUACCUACCCAAUCGCUUGGCUUGCCACCGUAGCCCUCCUCCUGCUCUCCACCUACCUCCGCCGCCUCCGCCGCAAACUCAACCUUCCGCCCGGCCCAAAACCAUGGCCGAUCAUCGGCAACCUCGACCUCAUCGGCCCCCUCCCCCACCGCUCCCUUCACCACCUCUCCCUAAAAUACGGCCCCAUAAUGCACCUCCGCUUCGGCUCCGCCCCCGUCGUGGUGGGCUCCUCCGUCGAAAUGGCGAAGCUCUUCCUCAAAACCCACGACGCCACCUUCGCCGGCCGCCCCAAGACCGCCGCCGGAAAGUAUACCACCUACGACUACUCCGACAUCACCUGGUCGCAGUACGGCCCCUACUGGCGGCAGGCGCGGCGUAUGUGCCUUACGGAGCUGUUCAGCUCGCGGCGGCUGGAGUCCUUCGAGUACAUAAGGGCGGAGGAGAUGAGAGCGCUGCUGAAAGGGCUGUUCGCGGCGGCAGGGAAGGGGGUGACGCUGAAGGAGCACCUGUCGACGGUGAGCUUGAACGUGAUAAGCAGGAUGGUGUUGGGGAAGAAGUACUUGGAGGAGGAGGAAGGGUCGAUCGUGAAGCCGGAGGAGUUCAAGAAGAUGCUGGACGAGCUGUUCUUGCUGAGCGGCGUGCUGAACAUUGGGGACUCCAUACCGUGGCUGGGAUUUUUGGAUCUGCAGGGGUACGUGAAGAGGAUGAAGGCGCUGAGCAAGAAGUUUGAUGCGUUCUUGGAGGAUGUGGUGGACGAACACAACGCGAGGAGGAAAGGGGUGAAGGAUUAUGUGGCGAAGGAUAUGGUGGAUGUGCUGUUGCAGCUGGCCGAGGAUCCUAAUCUCGAAGUCAAGCUCGAGAGGCAUGGUAUCAAGGCCUUUACCCAGGAUCUAAUCGCGGGGGGAACGGAGAGCUCGGCGGUGACGGUAGAAUGGGCGAUAUCAGAGAUGCUGAAGAAGCCAGAGAUCUUCGAGAAAGCGACAGAAGAGCUGGACAGAGUGAUCGGAAAGCAGAGGUGGGUGGAAGAAAAAGACAUCCCCGACCUUCCUUACAUCCAGGCCAUCGUGAAAGAGGCCAUGCGGAUGCAUCCGGUGGCGCCCAUGCUGGUUCCCAGGCUCUCCCGCGAGCACUGCACAAUCGGACCCUACGACAUCCCCAAGGGUACCAGAAUCCUGGUCAACGUCUGGACCAUCGGCCGGGACCCCUCCCUGUGGGCCCCGGACCCCAACGAGUUCCGGCCGGAGAGGUUCCUGGGCCGGCCCAUCGACGUCAAGGGCCAGGAUUUCGAGCUCCUGCCGUUCGGGUCGGGUCGGAGGAUGUGCCCCGGGUACAGCCUCGGGCUCAAGGUGAUCCAAUCGAGCCUCGCGAAUUUGCUGCACGGGUUUAGGUGGAAAUUGCCGGCGGAGAUGAGGCGGGAGGAUUUGACCAUGGAGGAGAUUUUUGGGCUAUCGACGCCGAGGAAGAUCCCGCUUGUGGCCGUGGUUGAGCCUCGGCUUCCGCUUCCCGCUUAUUCAGUGCUGUAAGUAAAAAGUAAUUGGUCAACUACGCGGGUGGUAAUCCGGCCAUGCCCCGACGGAUGGAUGGGCCUCACUUUGUGACUUGUGUGGGAGCUUCCUUAAUUAAAUUGGGCUAUUAAAUUGGGCUUUCUGCUUGUUUAAUUCAAUCGCUCGCUGUCAGAAGUACUGUAUGUUGGAGUGUGGAGAAAUUGCAGUAGGUAGCUCGUACUAAUGGUACUAGUGGUGAAGGUAUGUAUGAUCAUAGUAAUGUAAUAAUUGAGCUGCGUCGGUUGCUGUGGAGUGUGAGUGAUGUCUGAAGCAAAGAAAAGAAUGGUUUGCUUGCUUUUGCUGGUUAAGCUAAUAAUUGGUGAAGUCGUAUAUAUAUAUAUAGAUCAUUAUUUCAAAGACUUAAAAAGGAAAAA